GUCGGGGCACGCGCAGCUGAGCGACAACUGUUGUAGCAGAUGAAUCCUCUUCCCGGGGCUGAGCGCACGGAAAAGUACAGGUUUUCGGCUCUGAGAGUCGAUAAAAUGUUUAAUCUUAUUUCUGUGGCCAGGGAAAGUUUCUGAGGGCUCACCGAGCGACUUGUAAGACAUGGCAGCGUCUGAACUUUACUCCAAGUAUGCCCGUGUAUGGCUCCCAGAUGCAGCAGAAGUGUGGAAGUCAGCAGAGCUUAUCAAAGAUUACACUCCUGGCGACCUGACGCUGACUCUCCAGCUGGAGGAUGGCACGGAGGUGGAACACAAAAUAGACCCCCGAACCAACAACCUGCCACCACUAAGAAACCCGAACAUCCUGGUGGGGGAAAAUGACCUCACAGCUCUCAGCUACCUCCACGAGCCUGCAGUGCUACACAACCUUAAAGUGCGCUUUGUUGACUCCAAGUUGAUUUACACAUACUGUGGAAUUGUCCUGGUUGCCAUCAAUCCUUAUGAGAGCCUGCCCAUCUAUGAAGCUGACAUCAUCAAUGCCUACAGUGGGCAGAACAUGGGAGACAUGGACCCCCAUAUAUUUGCAGUAGCAGAGGAAGCAUACAAACAGAUGGCCAGAGAUGAAAGAAACCAGUCCAUCAUAGUGAGUGGAGAGUCGGGAGCUGGCAAAACUGUCUCUGCUAAGUACGCUAUGCGUUACUUUGCCACAGUCAGCUGCUCCUCUGGCGAGGCCAAUGUUGAGGAGAGAGUCCUUGCCUCCAACCCCAUCAUGGAGGCCCUUGGGAAUGCCAAGACAACAAGGAAUGACAACAGCAGUCGCUUUGGGAAGUACAUUGAGAUUGGGUUUGACAAGAAGCAUUGUAUAAUUGGCGCUAACAUGAGAACCUACUUAUUGGAAAAGUCUAGAGUUGUGUUUCAGGCCCAUGGAGAAAGGAAUUACCACAUAUUCUACCAGCUGUGUGCCUCUUCACAUUUACCAGAGUUCAAAGCCUUCAAGUUAGGUUGCGCAGAUGACUUCCACUGUACUAACCAGGGUCAGAGCCCAGUCAUACAUGGAGUGGAUGAUGCCAAAGAAAUGCACAAUACUAGGAGGGCUUUCUCACUCUUAGGAAUCAGUGACAGUGAUCAAAUGGCAAUUUACCAAAUUGUGGCAGCUAUUCUCCAUCUUAGCAAUGUGGAGGUGAAAGAUCAGUCAGCAGACAGAAGCAGCAUCUUGCCAGAUAAUGUCCACCUGAUGGUGUUUUGUGAGUUGAUGGGGGUGUCCUGUGAAGAAAUGGCCCACUGGUUAUGUCACAGGAAACUCAAGACGACCGCAGAAACCUAUGUCAAGUCUGUCUCCAAAAUGAAUGCGGUCAAUGGCCGAGAUGCCCUAGCCAAACACAUCUAUGCCAGACUCUUCAGCUGGAUUGUGGAUUGUAUUAACAGUGCCUUAAAAUCUGCAGUGAAACAACGCUCCUUCAUUGGUGUACUCGACAUUUAUGGGUUUGAAACAUUUGAUGUCAACAGCUUUGAACAGUUUUGCAUCAAUUAUGCAAAUGAAAAGCUUCAACAACAGUUCAACCUGCAUGUCUUCAAACUUGAGCAAGAGGAGUACUUGAAAGAGGAGAUUCCUUGGACAUUGAUAGAUUUCUAUGACAACCAGCCGUGCAUUAAUCUCAUUGAGGCCAAGCUGGGUAUCCUGGACCUUUUGGAUGAAGAAUGCAAGAUGCCCAAAGGCUCUGAUGACACAUGGGCCCAGAAACUGUACAACACCCUCCUGAAGCAGAAUGCUUACUUUGAUAAACCCAGGUUAUCAAAUAGAGCUUUCAUCAUCCACCACUUUGCUGACAAGGUGGAGUACCAGUGUGGGAGUUUCCUGGAGAAAAACAAGGACACAGUCAAUGAGGAGCAGAUAAAUGUGCUGAAAAAGAGCAAGGUUGAUUUGCUGCUGAAGCUGUUUGAGGAUGAUGAGAAGGCAACAAGUUCUACUAACAAGCGUACCAGUGUCAUUGGAAGGGCUGGUCAGGCUCAGAGGGAUAAUAAGAAGACUGUUGGACUGCAGUUUCGACAAUCUCUACAUUUGCUGAUGGACACACUAAAUGCUACAACUCCUCACUAUGUGCGCUGCAUCAAGCCAAAUGACCUUAAAGCUUCAUUCACCUUGGACCCUGUGAGGGCAGUGCAGCAGCUUCGAGCAUGUGGCAUCCUCGAAACAAUCCGGAUCUCAGCAGCAGGCUUCCCAUCUAGAUGGACCUAUCAGGAAUUCUUUAGUCGUUAUCGGGUCCUCAUGAAGCAAAAGGAUGUGCUUCCUGAUAGAAAACAAACCUGCAAAAAUCUCCUGGAAAAACUUAUAAAGGACCAGGAUAAGUAUCAUUUUGGCAAAAACAAGAUCUUCUUCAGGGCUGGUCAGGUGGCUUACCUGGAGAAGCUGCGUUCAGACAAGUUGCGUAUGGCUUGUGUCCGCAUCCAGAAGACUAUCCGCUGCUGGCUGGCUCGUAAAAAGUACCUGAGGAUGAGGCAAUCUGCUGUAACCAUACAGAGACAUGUACGGGGUCACCAGGCACGCUGUUAUGUUAAGUUUCUGCGAAGAACCAGAGCAGCUGUUGUCAUUCAGCGGAACAUGCGUAUGUGGGUGACCAGGAGACGCUACCAACAGCAGCGCUCUGCAGCUAUCACUAUUCAGUGCUUCUUGAGGGCCUACAUGGCUAAAAAGCAGUACUAUAAGUUGAUGUUUGAGCAAAAGGCUGUGGUCAUCCAGAAGUGGGUGAAAGGCUUGCUGGCUAGACGGUGUUAUAGACGCACCCUGGCAGCCAUCGUCCUGCUGCAGAGCUGUGUACGUCGCAUGAGGGCCAAGAAAGAAUUGAAGAAGCUGAAAUUGGAGGCGCGCUCUGUGGAGCACUUCAAGAAGCUCAACAUUGGCAUGGAAAACAAGAUUAUGCAGUUACAGCACAAGAUAAAUGAGCAGCAUAAAGAAAACAGAGAGCUCAGUGAGAGGCUGAAUGCUGUGGAGAAGACCCAGACUAUGGAGAGAGAGAAACAGAACAGAGAGAUUGAAAACCUACGUAGAUCAGAGCAGGAGGCCAAAGCCAAGGCAGAGACGCUUCCCUCGCUGCUGGAGCAACUCUCCUUCCUUCAGCACGAGCUGGAAAACACCAGCAGAGAGAAAGAAGACCUGGAAGAGCAGACAAAAGUCUACAAGGAGCAGACGCAACAGGUGGUGGAAGAGCUUAAUAUGAAGAACAGCUUGUUGAGCAGCGAGAAAGAUGAACUGAACAAACUAAUCCUGGAACAAGCCCAACAGUUAACAGAGAUUAAAACCAACAUCGAGAAUACAAAACAGAUGGAGAAGGACUUAACUGAAGAGCGCUCUCGCUACCAAAGUCUACUGAGUGAACACCUGCAUCUGGAGGAGCAGAAUAGAGACCUCAAGGAUGAGAUGAAUCUCAGCAUUAGUUCAAGCAAAUCUAGUCACAAGAGGACAGACUCCAAUUACAGCAGUAACUCAUCGGAAUUCAUUCAGAGCUUAGGCUCUACUGAGGGAGAAGACAGCUCUAUACAAACAGAGGAUGAGACCCAGUCGACGGUGGACCUGUCUGUCCUGCUGAAGCUCCAGAGAAGAGUGAAGGAACUGGAGCAGGACAAACAGUCACUAUGGCAGCAGCUGGAUAAGAGAGAAGAAGCCCAACAAGAAAAGGCAAAGCAUGUGGAGGAGCAGAGAACUGUUGGCAGAGCAGAACUGGACUUGGAAACACUGAAGCGGCAAGAACUGGAGUCAGAGAACAAGAAGUUGAAGCAGGAUCUAAAUGAGCUGCGGACAUCUCUGACCAAUGAGGGAAGUAAAUAUGCACCCCCUGCCCCCGGCUCUCAGCCCUAUAACAUACUGCUGGAGCAUCUCACUUCUUCCAAUGAGGAGCUGGAGAUGCGAAAAGAGGAAGUGCUGCUCCUCCGGUCUCACAUGGUCCGCCAAGAGGCUCUUAAACAUAAGGACUCUGUGCUCGGGGAAGGUGUGAAAUUAGAUCUGAGUGACAUUCCCUCAUUUCAAGAUGUUGACAGAGCCACUGACAUCCAUACCCUGAAUGAAGAUGGAGAGCUGUGGCUGGCUUAUGAAGGCUUGAAAGAGACCAAUAGACUUCUGGAGUGCCAGAUGCAGGAGCAGGAACGUGUUCACAGUGAGAAGUAUAGGAAGCUGCAUGAGGAGGUGAACAAGUUGAAGAAUGAAAAGGAGCAACAGCAGAAGCUGAUGGCCCAGAGCCUCCUCCUGCCCGAAGAUGCUCGCAUUGAGGCGAGCCUGAACCAUGAGAUCAUACGGCUCACCAAUGAGAACCUGGAACUCAUGGAGCAGCAAGAGAAACAAGACAAAACCAUGCGCAAAUUGAAAAAACAACUUAAACUUUACAUAAAGAAAGUUGAUGAUUUUGAAGCAGGUGCUCAGAAAAAGAAUAAUUCUUCUGUGAUGAACGCUCCUGUCAGAGCAGUGAACAUUACCCGCAAGGAGAAAGAGUAUCAGGGCAUGUUGGAGUACAGGCAGGGUGACGAGAGCCGCUUGCUUAAGAAUGUGGUCAUAGAUCUGAAGCCUCGUGGUGUAGCAGUGAGCUUCAUUCCUGGGCUUCCAGCUUACAUCAUCUUCAUGUGCCUACGAUAUGCUGACAAUGUGAAUGAUGAUCAGCGAGUCAGUGCUCUGCUCAAUUCCACCAUCAGCAGCAUCAAAGGGGUCAUUAAGAGGAGAGGGGAUGAUUUUGAAGUGGUGUCUUUUUGGCUGGCCAACACAUGCAGAUUAAUGCACUGUCUGAAGCAGUACAGUGGAGACGAGGUUGUCAUGACCCACAACACUGCUAAGCAGAAUGAGCACUGCCUGACCAACUUUGAACUGUCAGAGUACCAGCAGGUUUUUGGUGAUCUAGCCAUCCAAAUUUACCGCCAGCUCAUUAAAUGCAUGGAGGACAACCUGCAGCCCCUGAUUGUGGCAAGUAUGCUGGAGCACGAGCCAAUCCAGGGUGUUAUGGGGUCCAAACCGACAGGCCUGAGGAAGAGAAGUACCAGUUUCCCAGUGGAGGGGGCUGUUACAGUGGAAGUCCUCCUGCAGCGCCUUGGCCUCUUCCACACGACCAUGUGUCAGCAUGGGAUGGACUCAGAACUCAUUAAACAGGUGGUCAAGCAGCAGUUUUACAUCAUCUGUGCGCUCACACUCAACCACCUACUGCUGCGGAAGGACAUGUGCUCCUGGAGUAAAGGCCUGCAGAUCAGGUACAAUGUUUGGCAGUUGGAGGAGUGGCUGGCGGAGAGGGAGCUUGCAGACUGCGGUGCCAAGGAGACUCUGGAGCCUCUCGUACAGGCUGCACAGCUUCUACAGAUCAAGAAAAAGACUGAGGCAGACGCCCAAGCUAUUUGCACUAUGUGCACCGCCCUCACCACAGCACAGAUUGUAAAAGUGUUGACCUUGUACACCCCAGUCAUCGAAUUUGAAGAGCGAGUGCCAACCACUUUUAUCACAACUAUUAAAAACCUUUUGAAAGACAGAGUUGAGUCAUCCACCUUGAUGAUGGACACCAAGAAGAUCUUUUCCAUCACUCUCCUCUUCACACCCUCCUCGGUUGCUCUGGAGACCAUCCAGAUCCCUGCUAGCCUCAAUCUGGGCUUCCUUACCCGCAUCUAGACCAGUGACCUCUGACACUUAAACUUUGUUGUCUUAAUUCUGUUUACCAGAGUGAAAACACCCAACACCAAAGUUUGUACCAGUUGUAAUGUUUUCACUAUCACUGAUUAUUGCAGUACUGCUGCAGAAUAGAUUUGUUGUUUAUAUGCAUCUAUGUACAGUAAUAGCUUCUCAGCACUGCAUAGCCAAAGAGUAAUUGUAUGAACAGUGAAUCUGCAAAAAAAGUAUUUUAAAAGGUCACAUUGCCACACCUAAUGUAUUGCUGAUAAAGGUGUUGAUAGUAUUUUGUGAAUUCAUGGGUACAUUAAUGUAUUCAUGGGUAUGAUUUUUCCUAAUUGUUGGGAUUUACAAUGGUUAAAGGGGGCACCAAAUUGUGUAGGUGCGAUCAGUUAAAUUUGGCUAUCAAAAUUAUCAAACAAUCAUAAAAUAUAGCCACAGGCGGCAAUUCUGGGGUUCAAGCCAACACAGACCAUUAGAAGUCUAAAGCUUUUGAUCUGGACCUGGUCAAAUGUCUGGAUGUUCAAAAGCAGUGAAAUCUCCCUUUUUUGCAUUUUCACAAAUAGAAUGAAGAAAACAAACAAUUUCUGAUUCAUAGUCUGAUUCGUGUUAUGCCACGCACAUUUUGCCCUUGUAGCACCCCCUAGCGGUCAAUUUGAAGGAAACUUUUGGGGUAUGUUUGAGGUUCUUACAUGGACAUAUCCUGGAAGUUUUGUGAUGAUUGAACAAUCAAUUUCUGAUUUAUAGUCCGAUUUGUGUUAUGCCACGCCCAUUUAAGUUUUGUGAUGAUUGGCCCAACAGUUGACUUUGUUCUAUUUAGUGAUGAGCCAUGCAUCUUUUGAAGUUCAUUGGUCAAUGCCUUGAAAACUAAAAAAAGAUAUCAACAAGCUUUAUAGAAAUUUUGAUACGCUUCGUCCAAUUAUAAUCCACUUAAAAUUUGGUAGCAAUCGGACCAACGGUUUAAGAGGAGAUGUCAGAAAUGUUUUUCAAAAAAUUAAAAAUUGUAGAAAAUCUAGUUAGGCAGACUUUAGUGGUCCAAGAGGCUUUUUUGUAGAGCACAUUGAGCUGGACUUGUGAGAGAAAUUUCAAGUCAUUCGGACUUAUGGUGUGAGGGGCGUGGCCUGUUCAAAAUGGCAUUUUUGGGCCUUAAUUACACCGCCACCAUGUGGUUGAGUGGGCUAAUUUUUGUGGAAGCACAUGCACAUCAUUUCCAGUUAUUUGGCUAAGUUUCGUAUUUCUAACUCAUUCCAGCUCACAAAAAUUUGAGCCACAGCACAAGACAAGGCCCUUGCGGCGCUGCUGUUAGAUCAGAGGGUUUGGUUCUGCUGUGUGUCUGCUCCAAGCAGGUCACACUGAGAGGGAGAAAGCAGCAGCUGCCUGCUGCUUUGGAAGACUUCCUGGAGAAGAGAGAGAACAGUAGCCAAUGACUCUUUUAUUGACCUGGUGACAUCAUGGGUCACAGGUCAGACCAAUGGUAGCUGGAAGCUGGGUCCAUGGGGCGGGUUCACCUAGGUGUGAAUACCUGGAGGAUUUGAGUUCAAUGGCUCUCCUUUAUUUACAGAAUAAAAGACCAUGCAGUCUCCUAAUAAAAGUUCAGUUAAAGUCCCACUAAUGAAUGAAUGAGUCUGUUGAGUGCCAGUGGUCCCAACACUAAUAAAAUAUCUAAAUUCAAGUAAGGAAAUUUGACUUUUCACAUCAUACCAUCUGCAAGUGACAAGUUUCUGAUUAUUGGGAUAGAUAAAUGUAUCCUAGUAACUAUGAACUGGAGUGUUUCCAUGGACAAAUUGAAAAAAAAAAAGGAUAACCAUGAGCAAUGUUAAAAUAUUAAUGUGCAUCUGAUUUAAAUGUUGUCGGUCAUAUUAAAGGCUGGCUUUUCAGUAAAAUGGUUUGAAGUGCUUAAAAA
Molecule: messenger RNA, 7538 nt
Organism: Siniperca chuatsi (mandarin fish)
Lineage: Eukaryota; Metazoa; Chordata; Actinopteri; Centrarchiformes; Sinipercidae
Product: unconventional myosin-Va-like
Exons: 40
Coding region: 170-5638 (1822 amino acids)
Biological process (GO): vesicle transport along actin filament; actin filament organization
Cellular component (GO): actin cytoskeleton; cytoplasm; vesicle
Molecular function (GO): ATP binding; microfilament motor activity; actin filament binding
Source: RefSeq, a predicted model, not a curated record